GACACGUUCUUUUAAUACCUCCUUGUGUCGAGGCACAACAAGGUUUUCCUCUCCGCACCACGAAGAAGCAACAGCUUCGCAGUAUCCUUCACAGAGCUACCGGCGCAGGUAGGGGGCUGCUUCACUCCGUCUCUUGCUUGUCUGUGCACACGUGCAGCACACACCAGCCGAUGAUGCCGACAGAGCACGAUGUUAGGCACCUCUCCGUGUUUUUCGACUGCCGCCGCGGCGAGGGCAACGAUAUGAAGGGAUAUGAGGCCUUUCGUAAGGUCACGUAUGAGCAGUGCAGUCAGCUGCUGUCGAUGGCCUCCUUCCACGGCACGCAGCUGUCACACUUGCGGGUCAGCCUGUACCUCGUCUCUCACGUAGACAUCCGAUCGUAUCAGCAUCCCCUGACCGCGCUCGCUGACGCUGCCUAUCAUCCCUGGCUGAGCGUGGUAGAGCGGAUGAACAGCGAGGCAGUCCAUUCGCCCGAGUUUCCCAGUGGCACGACCCGCUCCGCUUUUGUCAACAAGAUGGAGGUGGUGAAAGCUGCUAUCCAUAACGUGUUACGAGGCGCGCCGCACAGACACCUCGUGCUCUUCUGUUCCACCUUUGUAAGUCUCACUGAGGCGACGCACAGCCUAGCGGACUUGCAGGCCGGUCCUCUUUCGCAGCAGACCUGCUGCGUCCUGCCCGACUGGGCGGCGGUGCGCGUGACGGCGGCCCGCCUCCACGAUCGUCUUCGUCUGUACCGCUGUCCGUUCAACCCUACACAGCUGCGGUGUGCACUGCAGGAUGUAUUGCGUCCUUAUCUGCUACCGGGCCUGCCUUCCGCCCGCCGUAUUACGCUGCAGCUGGGGAGCAGAGAGGUAUCGUGCAGAGCGACGGUGCUGCACUACGCCGACAGCAUCCGCCGGUGCUGCGCCUUGAGUGACUUCGCUCCCUCACACGUGACGCCUUCUGGUGGGUACUUUGCUGGGCCGCUGGUGCAGUGUUGUCCGACGGAGUGCGUGCGGCACGAGGCCGUUGCACAGGGAGCGCAGGCCCAGCCUUGCAUCCUGCAGCUGCGUGCAGUGUUAGAGGCGGAUACGGUGGAUGAGGCGAUGUUGUUUGGGGACACGUGGGAGCUGACAUGGGACGACGACUCUCGUGGCGCCGCAGCAGACUCCAUGACGGCUAGUGCGCUGGACGCCUACACCGCCUUCCACGCCUUCCGUGCCGCCUUCAGAGACGAUAUUCUCGUCUUUACAGGGGAUGCGCGCGGGAUCGUCUCGUCCUGCCACCUUGCCAUGCGUCUUCACCACUUUGUCGCGUACGACUGCGCCGACAGAACGAUGCGGCUGCGCGAGGUCGUACCGACGGAGCUGCGCUUCGUGCCGCUGAUGCCGCCGCCGCCGAGCGGUGGUGCUAACGGCAGUGGUGGUGGCCGCACACAACGGGAUGCUGCGCUCCAGAGACAAUUUGGAAGCCUCCGCCAGCAGCUGGCAGCGCAGUGCCGCUCUCCUGAGUUCUCGCUGGACGAGCUCUUACGUGCGGAUGUGUGUGCGGUGGCGAGGGAGGUGCGUCCCGACACGGUGCGUGAACUGCGGCUCAGCUGCAGCAACCUUUUGCACUGA
Leptomonas pyrrhocoris is the source of this 1598-nucleotide messenger RNA. RefSeq lists its product as hypothetical. Lineage: Eukaryota; Euglenozoa; Kinetoplastea; Trypanosomatida; Trypanosomatidae. The transcript has a single exon. The record is from RefSeq and is a predicted model, not a curated record. Bases 171 to 1598 code for a protein of 475 amino acids.